Messenger RNA from Anolis carolinensis (green anole), 2463 nucleotides. RefSeq names its product inhibitor of growth family member 1 (gene ing1). The record is from RefSeq and is a predicted model, not a curated record. The transcript is spliced from 2 exons. Gene Ontology annotation, cellular component: nucleus. NCBI's taxonomy places the organism in Eukaryota, Metazoa, Chordata, Lepidosauria, Squamata, Anolidae. Gene Ontology annotation, biological process: positive regulation of DNA-templated transcription. The coding region runs from base 534 to 1382 and encodes 282 amino acids.
GCGGCGGGGCUGAAUGUUUCCCAAGUGUUUGAAACUGGUAUUUGGGUUUUCCACGUUGGAUCAAGUGCGGCGUAGAAAGAGAGAGAGAGAGAGAGAGACAGAGAAAGGCUGCAUUAAUAACAUCGCGGGCGGAACAAGAGCGGCUCCACUCCACUCUUUUUUGUGUCCUUUUUCGCCGGGUGUUUCUUUCCUCCGUUUCCGAUUGUAUCUCUGUGUGGCUUUUUAAGAGCUCCCUCCUCGCCUCCCUCCCUCCCUCCCCGACACAAAUCCCUCUGAUUGUUCCUACAGUCAACGACAGCCAUUCAAUCAGCUGUAGGAGGGACUGACUCGCCGACUGUGCCUGAUCUGAGAAGAAGAAAAGACUCCAAUGUAGCUUCUCCUGCUUCUGAUUUUGGCUCAGAUCGGAGGGCUCGAGGGGCGGCUGCCAUUGAGGUGCUGGGCUUGAGAAGAGGGGAGAGGAAAACUCGCCUUUUUAGUGGGGCGAGGAGAAAGGAGAGAGACACACACGCAAUCUCUUUAUUAUUUCCGUCCGGAUGAAAAUGUUGAACCCUGCAAACGGUGGGGAGCAGCUCCAUUUGGCCAACUAUGUGGAAGAUUACAUGGACUCCAUCGAAUCCCUGCCCUUCGAUCUGCAGAGAAACGUCUCCCUGAUGAGGGAAAUCGACGCCAAAUACCAAGAGAUCCUCAAAGAACUGGAUGAUUAUUAUGAAAAAUUCAAACGAGAGACUGAUGCAGUACAAAAGAGAAGGGUUUUGCACUGUAUACAGAGAUCGUUGAUCCGAAGUCAGGAACUGGGGGAUGAAAAGAUUCAGAUUGUCAGCCAAAUGGUAGAACUGGUGGAGAACAGAACUAGGCAACUUGACAGUCAUGGAGAACUGUUUGAGACUUGCCAAGAGACAAAUGACACCACUGGAAACAGUGGCAAGGCUAAUCAAGACAAGUCAAAGAACGAGACAAUCAUUCAGGCCGAGAAGCCAAACAACAAAAGAUCCAGGAGGCAAAGAAAUAAUGAGAACCGUGAGAAUGCUUCUAAUAAUCAUGAUCAUGACGAUAUCACCUCAGGAACUCCAAAGGAAAAGAAAGCGAAAACCUCCAAGAAAAAGAAGAGGUCUAAAGCCAAAGCAGAGAGGGAGGCUUCCCCAGCAGAUCUCCCUAUCGACCCCAAUGAGCCGACUUACUGUCUCUGUAACCAGGUCUCCUAUGGAGAAAUGAUAGGCUGUGAUAACGACGAGUGCCCAAUCGAAUGGUUUCACUUCUCAUGUGUGGGACUCAAUCAUAAACCAAAGGGCAAGUGGUACUGUCCCAAAUGUAGAGGAGAAAAUGAGAAAACGAUGGACAAAGCACUGGAAAAAUCUAAAAAAGAAAGGGCUUACAACAGGUAGUUUUCAAAUCAGAGGAGAAUAGGGCCAUUAAAACAUUUAUUUAUUCUGUCUCACUUUUUGUUGAGGUACUAGGAUUGUAAAAUGUAUAUUUUUAAAGAAGGUUACAAAUCAAACCAUUCUUGUAAUAGGGGUGGCAAUAAGGAAAUGUUUGGGUUUUUUCCCCCUUUGAUAUGGCAGUUAACAAGAAAACAGUAUGUCGGCAAAAGCAUACAGUGAAUUAAUAAGAGUUAACAUGUAAUGUUUGGCUUCAUCUUGUGAAAAAUCUGCCUGUACUCGUUGGUAAGACUGCCCAUGAAAAUGUAGAUAGUCAACAUAUCUUGGAUAGCAUUCCAGUUUUCUUUAUAGUGGAAUGCUGUUUUUCUUUCCAGCAAAUUGUUCUAUGGUCUGUUUGAAUAAAGCAGCAGUACAUCACAAAUUUAUCCUAAACAUAAAUGACCACUCUAUUAUCCCUCAAAAAGAGCAUUAGCUUUACUGGGCUUAAGUGUAUUUAACUUAUCAGGAGGAAAGUCUGUGUUUCAAACACAACCGUUUCAAAAACCUUUUGCCUUCUUUUAAACUUCUGCUAAGAACUAAGCUUCAUUGCUUGCAGUGAGACUUAUUUCUAAGGGAUAUGUUUAGAUCAGGGCACAAAAUUCCUCUGAUGUGCAGUAGCAUGUAAGAACCUACAGUAUGGCUCCUGUUAAGUGUGUCCGUCUAGCAGCUCAAUAAUACGUUUAACUACAGCUACAAGCUUAUUUUUUAAAAAUGCAAGAGGUUAAAUUUUACACAGCAUAUUUUAUAUAUUGGCCAAGUACCACAAGGGCCUUUUAAAAUGAUUUAGUAUAUUUUGUAUUUAACCAGGAAGGCGUUUAGUAAUGGAACUUAACAUAAAUCAAAGCUUUAUACUGUCACAGAUAAUAGAGUAGCAGUCUUUACUUUGUAUAAGUUGUAAAAAUGUACAUUUUCAAGUGGAGUUGCACUUAAUUGUAUUAUAAUUGGAAAUGCAUCCACAUGCCAUGGUGUAGCCAAUAUGCAUUUUCUUCUGUAUGUAUGAAAACUGUACAGCAGUGAUAAUAAAGAAUAAAUUAAACAAGUUGGAUAA